AUGGCACAGUCUCCCCUGUCCAAAUGUCCUUCACCUGUUGACACUGACACUCCAGGAUUCCCCGGAAAGCCCCAGUCCUGGUUGCCCAUUCUCCUCCUCCACUCACCCCUUUCCUUUGUCUCAACAGCAUCUCCACUGCUGGGAACGGAUGUGCUUAUGAGCACUGGUGCCUCCCUGACUCCAGUCACGGCACUUCCCUUUCCACCACCUGCUCCUGGCCCCGAACACUGGCCACCCUGGGAGCAGCACCUGCCACCCUCAUUGACCCCAUCGUUCCCUCCUGGAACCACCCUGCUGCUGCCAGCUUUCCCCAUGACACCUUUGGUGGCUACUGGUGGCCAGGUCCCCAUGGCCACUGGGCCUUGCAACAUCACCGUCCAACUAAGGUCAGAAGGGAGGCCAGCAGAGCCCCUCCAGAUGCAGAGCUUCGUUCUUACACCAGGAACUGUCACCUGGGGUGCUCCAGGGGCCCUCAGUGGGAGUGCUACUUGCCCUGCUCCCCUAUCCUUAGCACCCUCAUUGGCGACCCCAGCUGUUGGGGUAACUCAGGCUGCCAUGGGAGGCUGGGCCCCAGGCCUUCCCCCUCUAGCUCCACCACCAGCUGCCCAGCGGGCCCCCAGCAUUCCCCCCAUCAACGCUGGGCCACGGCCACCUGGCACUUCCAGGGAGGGGAGUCUGGCCACCUCCCAGUCUCAGCCCCCGCAGGUUGACUCCUGUAACCGCAAGAGCGUCUACAAGAACUACCGACGUUGGCAGCGCUUCAAGAGCCUGGCCCGGAGGCACCUUCCCCAGAGCCCUGAUGCAGAAGCUCUUUCCUGCUUCCUCAUCCCAGUGCUUCGAUCCCUGGCCCGACUCAAGCCCACCAUGACGCUGGAGGAGGGACUGCGGCGGGCCGAGCAGGAAUGGGAGCGCACAAGCGACUCUGACCGAAUGAUGUAUUACGCGAUGGCGGCAAAGUUCAAGGAAUUUGAGGCAGAGGAGGAGACGCAACUUCAGCAAUUGCAGUCCAUGAAGGGGGUGCAGGGCCUGCCUCCUCCAGCCCCACCAAAGCCGGAACCUCGGGGGCCCCCAGCCCCAAAAGUGGGCCCACAGCUAGGUACCCACGUGCCCACUGGAGCUCAACGCAAAGGUAACAGGGACCUAGGGAUGGCCACUGUCCCCACGUCAGCCCUCUUCCCUCAAGGGGGGCAUUGGUCUUUCCACCUGAACAGCCACCCAGAGGGGGUCUCGGCUGCCCUUUGUCACUAUGGGGUAUUGACCUGGUCUGCUGUUGAGCUCCUCUCCCACCUCCCUCGGCCCCGGGAGACCAAGGCACCCAAGGAGAUUCCCCUUGAGGCUGUCAAAGAAUAUGAGGACAUCUUGGAGGAGCUGCUGGGGCCUGUCCACUUGGCCACUGAGGAGACAGAUGCAGAAUGCCCAGAGGACGGGACCUACCCGGACCCGGGUCUCCUGAGCUACGUGGACCAGCUGUGUUCCCAGGAAGACUUCGUCACGAAGGUGGAGGCCGUCAUUCACCCUCAAUUCCUGGCAGCUUUGCUUUCCCCAGAACCACAGCUGGAUCCCUUGGCACUGGCUGAGGAGUUAGAAGAGGAGGAAGGACUCUCUCUUGAAGAGCUGGUGCAGAAACGACUCCUGGCCCUGAAGGAGGAGUUGGGUGUGCAGGCACCCACCACUCACCGUGCACCCCAACUGGACUCAAGUCCUCGUCAGUCUGAUGUUACACAAGAUGCCCAGAGGCAUGAUGAAGGCCCCCAGCUAGGGGUCAGCGAGGAAGACAGCCCACCAGAGAUGGAGUCUGAGGAACUUCCAAGGGAGGACGCAGGGCCAGGGCCAGAGGAUGGGUCCAGUGAGGAGAAGGAGGAGGUCCCCAGCCUGGACUUCAUCUUGGCCACUCAAAUCAGCCUUAGCUCAGCUCCUGCACCAGCUGCCGAGUCCAGGAAGCGGGAUCUGUGUGGAGGCCAGGGGUCUGAUGACAAGCUGCCCCAGCCCACGCCCGACCUCAGCAUCUCUGGGAGGCCAGCCUUGUCUCCGGAGCUGGCGAGGGGGGGCAAACAAGAUGAUGAUUUCGGGGUUGUGCACACACGCCGCUCCAACCGCUUUGCAGACCAUGGCCGCCACCCCGAGCACCUGAAGGACUUCGCGGCUUCACAAUCGGCUGUCAAGGGAAGCGAGGGCCGGCCCGGGAAGCGCGGCAAGCAACGCCCCAGCCCGAGCGGCCCGGCCCCGGCCGAGAACCCCGGCGCGCGGACGGCGGGGCAGCGAGCCUGGGGUCGGGGCCGGGCUCGGGGUCGGGGUCGCGGGGCCCACGCCGCAGCUGCGUACGCCGAGGCCGGGCGGGGGUCCGCGCGGGCGGGCGGCACGCGGGGCGCGGACACUCACCACACCACGCCGCGGGAGCCCUCGCCGAGGCAGCGGGCUGCUGGAGCGCGGCCUCCCGUCGAACACCUGCCCGCGGACCGCCUCGGGGCCCGCGCCCGCCGCCGCCGCCGCCGCCGUGCUGGGCACGAAGCUCCGCGGCCGCCGCUCUGCUCCCGCCUCGCCUCCCGGAGGGGCCGCGCCGCCGCCGCUGCAGCCGCCGCCGCUGGCGGCAGGGAGCAGGGGCGGCGUCGCUCGGGAGACCCGCAGAGAUGCCAGCCGCUCCAACCGACUGCCGCCUGCCUGCCUAAGUGA
Messenger RNA from Camelus dromedarius (Arabian camel), 2670 nucleotides. Its product is annotated as NUT family member 2G-like. The transcript has 10 exons. The record is from RefSeq and is a predicted model, not a curated record. Lineage: Eukaryota; Metazoa; Chordata; Mammalia; Artiodactyla; Camelidae. Bases 1 to 2670 code for a protein of 889 amino acids.